CCCCUCCGAUCCGCCAUGCCUCCCCUCGCCAGCUCCCUCCUCCUCUCCCGCUCCGCCGCGGGGCCCGGCCACGCGCGGGCCAGCGCCGCCGCCGCGGCCGCGAUCUCCAGGCCCGCCGCCGCCCCCGCCUCGGAGCCCGCUCCCUGCCCCUCCCCGUCCCCGCUCCACGCGGCCCGCGGCGGCCAGGGCCCGCGCGGGGCCUUCGCGUCGGGCCUCGCGGGCCGCCUCUUCGGCGGCCGCCGCGCCGCCGCCCGCUCCUCGUCCUCCGCCGCCGCCGUCUUCGAGCGCCGAUUCGCCUCCGCCGCCACGAAGAACUCGUACGAUGAAAUCCUCACGAGCCUCGCCAAGCCGGGAGGGGGAGCCGACUUCGGCAAGUACUACAGCCUGCCUGCGCUCGCCGAUCCGCGGAUUGAUCGGCUACCCUACUCGAUUAGGAUUCUGCUCGAGUCGGCAAUCAGAAACUGCGACGAGUUCCAGGUCACGGGGAAGGAUGUUGAGAAGAUCCUAGACUGGGAGAACAGUGCCACCAAGCAAGUCGAAAUCCCGUUCAAGCCAGCCCGUGUCCUCCUCCAGGAUUUCACUGGUGUCCCAGCAGUUGUUGAUCUUGCUUGUAUGAGGGAUGCUAUGAGCAAACUUGGCAGUGACCCGAACAAAAUUAAUCCUCUGGUACCUGUAGACCUUGUUGUGGAUCAUUCAGUACAAGUUGAUGUGGCAAGAUCGGAGAAUGCUGUUCAGGCAAAUAUGGAGCUUGAGUUCAGCCGUAACAAGGAGCGGUUUGGAUUUUUGAAAUGGGGUUCCACUGCAUUCAAUAACAUGCUUGUUGUUCCACCUGGAUCUGGAAUUGUUCACCAGGUGAAUCUUGAAUAUCUGGCCAGGGUUGUCUUCAACAAUGGUGGGAUACUUUACCCUGAUAGUGUUGUCGGUACAGAUUCGCACACAACUAUGAUAGAUGGUCUUGGUGUUGCUGGAUGGGGAGUUGGUGGUAUAGAGGCAGAAGCUACGAUGCUUGGGCAGCCAAUGAGCAUGGUCUUGCCAGCAGUUGUUGGUUUCAAGUUAUCAGGGAAGCUGAGGAAUGGAGUUACAGCCACAGACUUGGUUCUAACAGUAACUCAAAUGCUUAGGAAACAUGGUGUUGUUGGGAAGUUUGUUGAAUUUUAUGGGGGAGGUAUGGGUGAACUAUCACUUGCUGAUAGGGCUACUAUCGCCAACAUGGCACCAGAAUAUGGUGCAACUAUGGGUUUCUUCCCAGUUGAUGCAAAGACAUUGGACUACCUGAAGCUAACUGGCAGAAGUGAUGAAACUGUGGCCAUGAUAGAGACUUACCUGCGUGCCAAUAAUAUGUUCGUCGACUACAAGCAGGUUCAAGCUGAAAGAGUGUAUUCAUCUUAUCUGGAACUUGACUUGGAUGAGGUGGAACCAUGUCUGUCCGGACCAAAACGGCCUCAUGAUAGAGUGACAUUGAAGAACAUGAAGUCAGAUUGGCUUUCUUGCCUGGACAACAAAGUAGGGUUCAAGGGUUUUGCUGUCCCCAAGGAAUCGCAGGGUAAAGUUGCUGAGUUUUCGUUCCGUGGGACGCCAGCAAAGAUAAAGCAUGGUGAUGUUGUAAUUGCGGCUAUCACCAGUUGCACCAACACAUCAAAUCCUAAUGUGAUGCUGGGAGCUGCUUUGGUUGCCAAAAAGGCUUGUGACCUAGGCCUGGAGGUGAAACCAUGGAUUAAGACAAGUCUUGCGCCAGGUUCUGGUGUUGUGAAGAAGUACUUGGACAAGAGCGGUCUGCAGAAGUAUCUUAACCAGCUUGGUUUCAAUAUUGUUGGCUAUGGGUGUACAACCUGCAUAGGAAACUCUGGAGAUCUUGAUGAAUCCGUAGCUGCUGCAAUUACCGACAAUGAUGUUGUUGCUGCUGCUGUGUUGUCUGGGAACAGGAAUUUCGAAGGCCGUGUACAUGCAUUGACCCGAGCAAAUUAUCUCGCAUCUCCUCCAUUGGUUGUGGCCUAUGCCCUUGCUGGCACGGUUAAUAUUGAUUUUGAGAAAGAACCAGUAGGCAUCUCAAAGGAUGGGAAGGAGGUUUACUUCAGGGAUAUUUGGCCUACCACUGAUGAGAUUGCUGAGGUUGUUAAGGCGAGUGUGCUCCCAGACAUGUUCAAGGGCACAUAUGAGGCAAUCACCAAAGGAAAUCCUAUGUGGAAUGAGCUGCCAGUAUCAGCAAGCACUCUCUACCCAUGGGAUCCAAAAUCAACAUACAUCCACGAGCCUCCUUAUUUCAAGGAUAUGACAAUGACCCCUCCUGGCGCACGGCCUGUGAAGGAUGCGUAUUGUCUUCUUAACUUCGGUGACAGUAUCACAACUGAUCACAUAUCCCCAGCUGGAAGCAUCCACCCAGACAGCCCAGCUGCCAAAUAUCUAAAGGAGCGCAAUGUUGAAAGGAAGGACUUCAACUCAUAUGGCAGUCGACGAGGGAACGAUGAGAUCAUGGCUAGGGGAACUUUUGCCAACAUUCGUAUUGUGAACAAGUUCUUGAAGGGAGAGGUUGGCCCCCAAACCAUCCAUGUACCAUCAGGGGAGAAGCUUGCUGUUUUUGAUGCUGCUAUGAAAUACAAGAACGAAGGGCAUGACACUAUCAUCCUGGCUGGUGCUGAGUAUGGCAGUGGAAGCUCAAGGGAUUGGGCUGCGAAGGGUCCAAUGCUUCAGGGAGUGAAGGCUGUGAUAGCCAAGAGUUUUGAGAGGAUUCACCGUAGCAAUCUCGCUGGAAUGGGCAUCGUCCCUCUAUGCUUCAAGGCUGGGGAGGAUGCCGACACUCUUGGCUUAACAGGCCAUGAGCGCUACACCAUCCAGCUUCCGACUGAUGUGAAUGAAAUCAAGCCUGGCCAAGAUGUUACGGUCACAACCGACAACGGCAAGUCGUUCACCUGCACACUCCGCUUUGACACUGAGGUGGAGCUUGCUUACUACACCCAUGGUGGUAUUCUACCAUAUGUCAUCCGAAAGAUCGCAGCCGAGCAAUAGAGAGAUGAUUGCGACGACGAGGCAAAUUGUAAUUGUUGUAAACAGUUUGUUUAGCAAGUCCUGUUUGAGGAGUACCCCCUCAAAUAACAUCUGAGAUGUCUGCAGAGAACUCGGAAAUUUUGAGCGCGUAACACGCUAGGUUUUUGUUUGAAGGCACUAUGUUAAUAAUAUGCCUCACAACUGAUGAGAUGCUUUUGCAUAUUGUAACGGUCUAUGAACACUGAGGUGGAAUCAGCCGAAGGAAUGUCCACAUUGUUUUCUCUUU
This is a messenger RNA of Aegilops tauschii subsp. strangulata, 3268 nucleotides long. RefSeq names its product putative aconitate hydratase, cytoplasmic. NCBI's taxonomy places the organism in Eukaryota, Viridiplantae, Streptophyta, Magnoliopsida, Poales, Poaceae. The record is from RefSeq and is a predicted model, not a curated record.